Bombus pascuorum is the source of this 26213-nucleotide messenger RNA. Its product is annotated as headcase protein. NCBI's taxonomy places the organism in Eukaryota, Metazoa, Arthropoda, Insecta, Hymenoptera, Apidae. The transcript has 5 exons. Bases 1130 to 2536 code for a protein of 468 amino acids. The record is from RefSeq and is a predicted model, not a curated record.
UCGCCCGCGCGCCGAGCCACGGCAGCCGGCACGCUGUCGUCGCCGGCGCUCAGUGACUGGUGCACCCUACGUGCGAGCAAGUGUUUUUCGUCGUGGACUCUCCGUGUGGCACGAGAGAAAAAGAAAAGAGAAGGAAGCGGAGCCUCGGUGUGCGUGUAGGUUUUGUUGGAUCCGUUGUGCCGUCGUCGUGUCGUCGUCGUCUCUUUCGUUCGAGCGAACCGGGGAACGCGUCACGGAACUUCGAUCGAAAAUUGCGUUCCACGCUGCGCGCGCUCUGCGCCGGUGACCCUGACAUUCGACGGACGAGAGCGAACCGACACAUUUGCCCGACCGUGCCGGUUAGAGAAUCAUCUUUCGUACGAUAUCGUUGGACACCGAGUAUCCGAGGCCUUCGUCGACGAUAUACGCAGUUUCGAGUACGAACAGUCAUCGAGAGACUCAGACUUUGUCGAAACUACCGCGACGUGGCGUCGCGGAACCACGCUGACCUUGACUUUGUUGCACGAAACACAUUACGACGCCACGACCGAAAGACAGAUUCCUUCCGAAAGCGAAUCGUGCUCGUUGUUUACAGUGAUAUUUCUUGCGAUCGUGCUCGGAGUGACCAUUGCUUCUUUUUUUCACAAAUUCUCCGUGUCGAGAGGAAAGAACAUCAACGAAUGACACUUUGUUCCGGCGUGUGUUGGUUCCGUUCCUGAUCACCGAUCGAACCGGCGCUAUUUUUCUCCUUGUGGUGCGCGCCUUUUUUUCUUUCAGUACCAGAUACAUCCGCUGCGUGUCUCUGCAAUUUACUGCGCGCCACUUGGCAAACCAUCAAGAAGCCAGUCAUUGAAUGGAUGUGCGUGUGACGACGCAACCGAGACGCGGGAAAUGCGCGAAGAUGAAAGAAUAGAAUAACCGAGGGAUAACGCGAAAGAAACCAAGUUGUAUAACGCUUAACCGUGCAGAAGUUUACCUGCGAUUAGCCACUACUUUGUCUACGACCGGAGUGUCGUUUACCUAGUUUGCCUAGAAUCGAGAAAGCACGAUACGAGGCGUCGGUUUGUGGUUCGCAACGGUGUACAACGAGUUGGAAGAGACGGGUCGGUUCGUAAGGGCGGGUUUGACAUCGAUCCGUGAGGAGGAAGUGAUGGCACCGCGACGUCACGCGAACGGCCACGCUGGUGUACUGAUGGAGAACGGCGGAGGAGGAGCCGGUGGCGGUGGUAUAAACGACACGAUGGAGAACAACCUGCUAACACAGAAUCAGACGACCCGUUGCUGCACGCCUACCGGCGAGUGCCUCCGGGGUGACGCUUUAAUUCGCUUAAACGCUCUACACGACGCGGUCAAGGUGAUGUGCAACAACGACAACUGCCCGAUCGGUCAGUUCAUGCAUCGCGAGUGUUUCGACGCCUGGGAGCAAACCGUGCUUACGUAUUUGAAGAGUUGCGGACGCGCCCGUAGCUGGUCCGAGCGACAGCGCCAUCAGAAUCUUUGGACGAAAAAGGGUUACGAUCUGGCCUUUAAAGCGUGCGGUUGCCGUUGCGGACGUGGACAUCUGAAGAAAGAUCUCGAUUGGAUGCCACCGGGAACCGGCAACGUUACUGGUAACAGACAAGACGAGAACGAGGCGAAGAAGAAGAAACGACGCAAUCGUCAGAAUACCAGACCUACUUUAGCCGUUUCGGCUGGACCGCCGAGCCACGGCAAUCACGUUUCGACGAACGGUCGUGGUCCGACCGAGGCACAGUUGAUCGAAUCCGGCCGUGGAAGGGCCGGCUCGCUCUCGUCCAGCACUGGUUCCAGCUCGCCACCGGCCACCAGCGAACCCAGCGUUAGCCCCCUUCAUCAGCCCCAGGUCAUUAUGAAGAAGAAGAGCAAGGUUGAUUUCUUCAGUGAUCGAGCUCGGCAAAGUUGCGGUGCGAAUGGAAUCUUCUCCCGUCGACUGGAUUUCAGCGCCUUCAACAGCCUGCCACGCACUAAACUCAACUCCUAUCACAUUAAGAUGGAAGACGAGGGCAAUCAUGGCAACGAUGAUACCAGAUGCUUCAUCCUGUCGACGUUGGCCGCGCUACAAUGGUCCAGAGUUUCCUGCGUCCUUUGUCGAGCACCCAUGCUCGUCUUCGACAGGUAUCCCUUGGUGGAUGGUACUUUCUUCUUGUCACCCAGACAACACUCGUCCGCCUGCGCGGAGGUUAAGGUCGAAGGUCGCACGCAAUUUUUGUCCGCUGUGUGUAUGAGCUGCCUGGAAGGUAGCGGUGGCCAACCCGUACGUUGUCGUUGCUGUACUCAGCCGUGGGACGGAUCUAGCUUAGUCCUUGGUACAAUGUACAGCUACGAUAUUUUCGCUGCCAUGCCUUGUUGCACCGAGCGACUCAAGUGCAACAGCUGCCAGAAGCCACUGAUCUAUCCGCACCAGCGGCUCAAUUUCUACUCGGACUACAGCCGCGUAUUCGCGUGUCCGCAUUGCCGAGCCGUGGACGCCCACUUCGUAAAACCGCUCUCGAUCUGCUUCACCCGCGAGCAGUUUCAGCUUUAUAGCCAGUGGCCGUAACCAUUAGGGAACUUAGCUAACCGGCGUCGAAGCAUCGCGACUGACCCGUGUCCCCUCUUCUUCGAUCCACUGAUCUCCCUGCUCCGGGCGACCUUGCUCUAGAUCAUCCCUCUCCACGCUCGUCAGAUCGUUUUAAUUCUUUCCUGUAAACGAUUAUCAUCCACCCGAAGAAGAUAACGACGACGAAGAAAAGAAGAAGAAGAAGAAGCAAAAGCAGAAGGAGAAGAAGAAGACGAAAAAUGCGAGAAGAAAGCAACGAGAGCGUGAAAAAUCUCAGGCUCGACACUUCGCUUUUUCUACGCUCUUUUUAUUCAUUUUUCUCGGCAACAACGAGUUUUGUUUUCUGUUUUUACAAGAAACGAUCAAUUUUUAGUUUUUCAUUCGAGCGUUCCGAUUUUCGGGAACAUUGCCGAUGUGUUUCCAGUUAUCGAUCGAGCGAGCCAAGAAAAUGAUUUUCUCUUAUGUUACGUACGAACGUGUCAGGAUCUUGCCGAAAUGUCGAUUAACCUGAGAUCGAGAGUGUUAAGCGGACGUGUAAGGUCAUUACCGGCGAGUUCCCGUAGCAGCGAUAACGUUUAAGGUUUUUUUCUUUCUCAAUGUCGAUAUAGUAGGGUUUAUCUAUGUUAAUUGAAAUGCGAGGGACGAGGGAAUCCGUGUACUUGGGCCACAACGACGAGUUCAUGCCAUCGAUCGACAUGAGAACCGACGCAUCUCGACGGCGUAUCGAUCGAUUCGGCGGAGCUUUGACUCUUGGCGAGAAUUCGAGCCAAGGAUUAUCGUCAGUAUUAUUGGUAAGAUUAAAUAACAAAUCCCAGAACCGGAGUGCGUUUCUGGUGGAAUUGAUCUUUAAGUUAGCAAAAGUUUGCGUAGGAAUCCACGUUUAAUAAAACGCGCGUGAAUUUCCUUCAUUUUCCUUUUCUUUCGUUCGUCUUUACGUGUCUUUACACGAUUCUUCGUGUUCUAUUGGCAGAAGAGAUACGAUUAGUCGAAUUUAAACGCGAGUCAAAUAUCAUAGCGAAUAGAAUAGGCGUGUGUAUAAAGGAAAUUAGCCGUUGGAGGAAAUCUUGUUAGCUUUAGGAAAGUCGAACAAUUAGGUUUAAAAUGAUCGAACGAGAUCGAUACGUCGUCGAUUAUCGUCAGUUGGCGCGUUUCCAAUCGAGCAGCGAUUUUUUUUUAUAAGAAUCGUCCCUCGCGUCCCAUAGUUGAAUUGCGUUAACUGGAGGGAUAGAAGAAGAAAACGAAGAAACAAAAAUUACGAAUUGCAGAUAAGUAUAGAUCGAGAUACGCAGAACGCUAAAAAUAAAAAGAAAAAAAAAUGGUCUAACUUUCCUGUAUAUUACGUAGCUAUGUAUAAGAAACAAACAUAAAAAAGAAAAAAAAUAAGAAAAAAAGAAAAAAGAAGAAAAUGGUCACUUCGAAACGAAAAGGGGGAAGAGAUAAUGAACUAUCGUUUGUUACUUAGAUAAUCGAGAACGUUGUUUUUUUUACAUUUUAUUAGUUUAUACGUUUAUGGCGGCCAUGUUGAUUUUGUUUAAGGAUCUACGACUCAUUCGAUGGGUUUUCACGUUGAACGGCCGGGCGCCCAGCGAUCUUCCGCCCUCGAGACCAUUCUCUCUCCCUAAAUUUCGAUCCUUUAACUUCAUCCUUUUAUAUAUAUAUAUAUAUAUUUCGCUCCCUUUUUCGAUAACUCGAAACGUACGACUGGUUUACCACAGAUGAAAACAGAGCCUCGUUUGCUCUCCUCGAUCCCCUUAAUACUUUUCCCUCCCUCUUUCGUUUCAAUUUCACAACGUUGGAAAUACUCCCGAAGGGUGGUCGAAAGCCAUGGGCGCCCGAAGUAGCCAGUGUAAAUACGUAAUUAAGUGGGAGAGAACGAGAGGGAGAGAGAGAAAAAAAGAGAAGAACGAGCCAUAUGCAGGUUCGUUCGUGAAAGUCUGUGAAAGAAUGGUACAGAACGUAAGCGAGAAAGAACGAAGUGUCUGUAAGAGAGGGAGAGAAUACGAGAAUGGAUGACAGCGUGAAAGAAGGGAGCGAAGGAAAAAAAAAAAGAAAGAAGAAAUAAAAUCUUCGUUUUUCUGGCGAUGCUGGUCGUUGCUGUCCAUCAAUAGCGGCCGUCCCACAAACAGAGAAGACCGCCCACCGUUUUCCCAAGGUAGUAUAGUCGAUCUUGUACCUUCUUUACGUUAUUUCGAUUUAAAAGUAUACUUAAUCCAUUCGUACGCCGGGAAGUAUAUUUAGGAGAUUUCUAUAUUGUCCCGUACAGGUUUUUAGCGAGGACCCCGUGAACCCCGUUGCCUGACGCCUUUCACGAACCAUUUUCUCGUCUUCGUUGCUCGAUCUCGCCACGAGAUUCUUUUCUCUUCGUCUGAUAGCGCGAGAAUAUGUACGAAGAAGGAGAAAAAGAAGGAGAAGGUUGUUUCGUCUUUUACGUGCUGCUUUUCUUUCACUUUUCUUCGUUCGUUCGAGAAAUGUUCGAGGCUGUUACGGUGGCGGGCUUCAUUUAACCGAGCACACACUAUACGACGAUUUAAUCUAUGAGAAUAUCAGCGAGUGAGAGUAAGACGUGGGAUCGGAGCGAACGAACCAGAAGGGAGAGAAAGAGGUGCACAAAUUGCUGAAAACGUUUUCUGUGUACGAGUGCAAGGGGCGAGAAAGAACGAGAGACAUAGAGGGAUUAAAAAGGGAAAAAGUAAAAAGAAAAAAAAAAAAGAAAAAAAGGAAAAAAUAGAGAAGAAUGGGAUAAGAAUAUUUGUACAAGAGAACGCGCUAGUUCUCUGAAUGCACACGUGUAUUCGGGGAUAAAAAGAAGUACAUUAUGUCCGCGUGGAACACUUCCUUUUUGGGUAGCCGAAUACGACGAGCCGAAGAGUGCGUUAUCAUCACCGUCGUCCGAUUUUGCCACGCGACGAAACCGCGUUUCUCGUUCAGUUUUCUUCGUUUCCUUUUUAUCGUUCGCUUUUGUCGUGUCGCGAGCAAGCCUCUUUGCGUCUAAGCAGUCGAGAGACACAGACGAACACACACAGACGGGAACGAACAGAGGAGAAGACGGAGUUGUUGGAGGAUCGUCUCUCGUUACGUUUUUCUCAGAGUGCCAAAUAGCGGGAAGAAAGAUUGUGAGAGAAUGGAAGGGAAAUAAGAAAAACAAGUAACUGCGAGUCUGUGAAUCUUUCCCAUAGAUGUUUUUCGGUUGUUCGAAACCCGAUUUUCUUAGCUUCCUCGCUUUUCAUCUGGUUAUCAAGGGUACGCUUCCGUUUAUAAGUCGCAGGAUAUUUGCUAACUUUAAACAAUUCUGAUAAAGUAAAUUCGGAGUAAAAUCCUCAAAAAAAAAAAAAGAAAAAAGAAAUAGUAUAAUUUAUAACUUUCCGUGUAAAACACACGGAUUACACACAUUGAUAAGUAUCAGCUUUUUUUUUCUUACAAACGAGCCGCAAGAAAACGUGGCGAAUUAAGUUUUGGAAGCUUUAGUUCCAAUUUUUCAAACGUUAGUCGCGUUUGGAUCGUGAUUGGAUUUCUUUUUUGCAUUAUUCGAAACGCAUAAAAAUUUCGUAAUUCAAUAAUUUGAUUAGAAAAAAUUCCGAAUGAUUUCAAAUCGAUCGAUUAAUAAAUCCUGGACGAACAGGAACAAAUUUUAGAUAGCAAGUUCAAGUAUCUUCUCUAUACAUUCGUUUGUAAAAACAAAAUAUUUUUUCGUAAAUCUUUUGCCCGAAAGUUCUUCGUUCAUUCGCGUUUAUUCCGCGAUUUCAUCAGGUAUUCUACGAUAUACCAAAUAUUCCGUGACUUAUAAGCACCGACAUACGCAUGUAUGGUCGUAAAAGCUACAUCGAAGCGUAGCCCAAACACGCAUAGAAAUUUCGUGCUCGAUUUUAGCAAUUAGAAAUAAUCUCGGAGCUGUGGUGGUUGAUAUAUUCGUUUUUAUUACUUCUUUGUUCAUACCCAGUGAUUCUAGACGUAUAACUAAAUAACAAAAUGCUACACGUGUGUGCGAUUCGUUCCUCGUUUCGGUUCAAACGCGAGAAGCUCGCGUGAUGCUCGCGUGUGCGACGAUCCUGCGCGCACACGUUCUAGGAACUUUCUGUUCCUGCGUGUUUUCCGCGCGCGUCUUUCGAGCGUGGAAAGCGCCAAACGAAAGAAAUAUGAAACUUCUCUUCGCGCCACGAAGCGCGCGAGCGCGCCUACUUUUUGUACUCCCUACCGUUUUCAAUUUUCGCUACGUGGUUCGCGUCGUUGAACACCAUAGGUGCCCCGCGAUACGUAUAUCGGGAGAUUCAUCGGCUCACUUUUAGUUCCUAUCGCGACUCGAUCGACGGAGGAACGAAGGAAACAGUGGUGGAAUUCCUCUUCGCGAGAAGCCGAUCGCAACGCGUGUCCCUUCGAUCGAUCGUCGCCUUCGAGAUUUCAUCGAGAUCGCGAGAUCGACCGAGUUCUCUUUCCUCUUGGUUCGUGGUGAAUUUUUAAAAAUGCCGAACCGAGAAUCAUAGUAACCGUAGAUCGAGAUUCCACGCUGUGCUUUUGUUUCUUUUUAUACUUACGAAACGAAUAAAAAGUUCCACGGUAAUUCAAUUAUUCGACGGGGUAAUACACUCAGUACCUGUGUAUGGGUAUUAAAAACAAAUUGGUGAAUAGCACCGUGUAAAUUUGACGAAAAUUAUUUCUGUUACAAUUUUUAAACGUGUCAUUCCUUUAGUUUCGUAAUUAAUUCGAUCGAAAUUUUACAUCCUUACCACGAUGUAGUUUCAUGACUCGAGAAACGUAUAAUGAACUUCUCACAACGAUAAACGCAGAACGUUAUUUUAUGAAAACUAACAAACGCAGUGAUACACCACCAUGAUUCUCAACCUUAGAUACGCAGAUCCAUAGGCGAAGAACGUAAUUAUAGUAAACUAAGAUAUUCGACGAACUGAGUAACUCGCUAUCUAAUGAUAAAGUAGUAAUCGGCGCAACUAAUUGGCUUCGAUAUGUUAUCACGUGGAACUAAUUAAAAAAAAACAAAGCAAAAAAGAUAAAAAAAGGAGUUCUACCGCUUUUAUACGAUUCGUAGGAAUUACUGGAAGAAACAAACGCUACGAACUCACGUUCGAAAUAAUGCGACUCGAUUCGUGAUCUAUCUCGUUCAACUACACGCGAUCUAUGAAAGAGAGUCGGCAUCGAUCGAUCGUGGAAAGGACCGCGACGUUCGAGGCACCUGAUUCGAUUUGUAAAAAAGAUUUCGCGUCGACGUACCUAUAUGUAGAAUGUUUAAGGGAAGAAACUGCAUGGAGGAAUCGUAGCAAGCAACUUGGAGAAAAUAUUCUGCAACUUGCAACGGGAGUAAGAACGAUAAAUGGAGAAAAGGAAGGAACGGUAGUAAGAGCGCGAUUAGUUUCUGUAUGGUGCGCCGACGCAUAAUGACGCACUCGCUCUGUAGUUGCUUAAGGCUAAACAUUAAAGCUAGGCUAAACCUUUUUUAUUCCCCGAGUAAAAGUCGCUGUAACGAUUUUCUACUUUCGCAUGAUGCUCGGUGACGCUCGUCGACGAACGGAGGGCGGUUUCAGGUAGGGAGGAAACGACGUACGUUCGCGACGAUCGCCUUCUCCUCGACUACACGAAACUACACGCAAUUUUUCUCCCGUUGACGAAUCUACCUCGAUCCACGCGACCCCGGGAGCAGAGAAUUCUUUGGUCGUGCCGGGAACUUGUUUCUUUCUCGCGGCUAGCCGAUGCAAUAAUCGUUGGAAGAUCGAGGAAAGAAAAUCCGGUUGCCUGCUGACGAAGCGUUCUUCGCCGCGACGAUUCGAAUCUUCCCCCGCGAUCCGUUCGUACAGCGACGUCCAUCGAGCGAACGAUUUUCUAUGUCGGUGUUUUUUAUAGAAAGAGUACGACGAGUGAAACAGAGAAACGCGUGCAUGAACACGGUCGAGACUGUUCGAAACGAAAGACCAUCCACAAAGGUGUUUCAAAAGUGUGGAGAAGGAAGAAACGUUUCUCGCUCGUGUUCACGGGUUUCUCUGAAUCUCGUCGAUUUGUCGUAAUCGUGUCCGUGGAUUCUUCUAAUGAUAAUUAAUCGAAUAGCACAUCUAUAUGGCACGUUGAGGGGAUGGGAUUAAGGGUUGUAUGUGGUUGGGGAAUUAUACACAACAAAGGGGGGAGGGGGGCUAACAAUGAAGCAAACGCGAGAAAUGAAAUUCUUUUUGCGAAGGUCUCGAGGAUGGGAAUUAAAGGAGAGAGGUUAUGAAUGGUUGAACUAUGAAUAGAGUUUAGCAUAUAGUCAUUAUGAAGGGUAAGAGGUGAUGUAACGAAGGAGGAGAGGUUUUGAAAUCAUCGAUAAAUAUGUAAGUUUAUUGGAAAACCACGGUUUUCAGAUUCUAGUUAAGAGAACUUUCUUCGUUUCGCCCGUCGACUGGCCAGCCGGUCGACGCCCAAAGAGAUAUCCUUGAAUUUCGUUGAAUAUUUUAGAGACUCGGCUCUAACUCGGUUAUCGCUCGUCGCUCGAUGCCGCGAAUUCUUCUUCUCGAUCGUUUCAAACAGCGGAAUUAAGAAAAUCGUUGUAUCGUCUUCUAUCGAACAGGGGAACCGAAGAAGAACGAACGAAUGAAUUUUCCGCGAGAAGAGAAAGAAGAGAAACGCGAGAGAAACGAAAGACGAAGAGAAGUCGUAUCGUCGAGCGAUCGAGAAUCGUUCUAGUGAUAGGCUACUGUGUCGUAUUUGUGGAUGCUCGACAGAGGAAUAGAAGAAAGAAUGGUGGUGAGAAAGAAACGAGAAGAAAAAAGAAUUUUAUCCUGCAAUUUAUAUAUCGGUUGUUCUUCGAGACGUUCUUUUUCACGCGGACAUUCACGCGAUUUAAAAUAAUCUAAUAAGAAGAUGAAGUAUAUAUAUAUAUAUUAUAUAUGAAAAUAAAUAUGAAAUAUUAUAUAUGAAUUCUACGUUUAAGGAUCGGUUUUUUGUCUCUUAGUGUGUAAGGUUCUCUUUACAGCUGUGCUAGACAACUAUAGGUAUACAUAAACGACGAUAUAUUAUAUAUACAUAAACGACAUUACACUACGGUAACAGAAUUCACGCAUAUUAAAUGUAUAAAGAAGCAGAAUAAACGCGGUACGAGGUCUGCGUGCGGGAAUCGCUCGUACGAGACGCUCGUACGGCUCUCCUUAGGAAUAUAAAGAAAAAAAAAAAAAAAACACGUCUUGUAUAUCUAUUUAGUGAUUAAACUACGUACAACGUUUCAUAUGGAAACGAGAGGUGGACGCGUGAGAGGAUCGGGUGGCGAUUUACCAAACACGUACGAUGGUCCUUCGUUUUUCUCUUCCUUUUUCAGUCUUUUAAUCUUCUCGGUGUACUUUCAAACGAGACGACAGAAAAAAUACGAAGUACGAGAGACAAUAAGAGUACCUCUGCAAUCGUCCAUGGUUCGGCUGAAGGAGAAUUAAUAAAAAGAAAAAGAAAUAAUAUACAAAUUCUAAAACAUGAAAUAAUAAACUAAGAAGUAGAUGGGAGAAAGGAAAACAAUUGAAAGUUCUGAGAAAGAUCGAAAUUAAAGAGAAUCACACAUAGGGGAACAACGUGCGUGUUUGAUAGGAGAAAAUCGUCACACGAUCUUUCACUGUAGUCGGUUUUUUUUUUUUUUACGUCUGUGACAUACACUCACCCACUCACACAUACACGCACACACGUGCGUACAUAGGUAUACCGAUACACUGGGACGAAUACGCGCGCCGCGCGAACCAACACUACACACCUAAUAUAUAUACAAGGACAGCAGAUACACCAACGCAUAAGUACACGUACAUACACAUUUAUACAAAUGUACACAGGUGAUGUUCUUUCAGUAGUCGCAAUUAUAAAUCGCCGAGCCGCGUGGAUCGUGAUCAGAAACGCGUUCGAGCUUUUCUUACAGCACCUCCUCGUUAACGUUUCAUCGAGCACACCGGCUCGCUCGUUAGUCCAUUUUUAAUUUCAUUCCCCUUUCUGCCGACGCGACGUCGAGAGUCCUUCCGUGCGACCACCCUUCCUUCUUUUUUUUCUUUUUUUUUUUUAAUUCGUCGAGAUAUUUUCGAUUCCUCGAAACCUCUACGUUUUACACUCCCGUUCUUCGUUUAAACGGGCAACCAAUUAAUUGACGUUUCGUUGCAAUUGUUGAUCGCCCGAUUCAGUGGUCCUCGCGAAAGUCCCUUUAAUUAAAAAAUUUUAUUUUGUUUUUACCAUCGAUGGAUACGAGUUGCUUUUAAGUUAGGAAGGAAUAUUUUGCAAAGUCGUACGGAGGACACGAGGUGGUAGAAAGGGGUGCACGCGAAAUGGUGAUACUUUUUUGUGAUCGAUACAAGAAAUCGACGCCCUCCAGCGUCGAGCCGCGGUUAAAUAGAACGCUCGAUUUAUCGUACCGAACGAUUGGAAUAAAACAGUGAACGACGAUCCAUCGACGCAUCUUUGAACACUUUUUUCCAAUCGUUUAAACAUCGUAGCCGUAUCGCUUUAGUUUACUUCCGAGCAGAUUUCAUUUAAUUUUCGCUUCUGCAUAGAAUAAUAUCGUAAGUCUACAACGAGAUGUACUACUCCUUUGAUUUAUUCCUCGACUCAUCGUACGACGACGUCCGUUUGCCCGGCGUCGAUGAUCGCUCGUAGUCGAGUACGAUUUAUCGCUAUCGCAUCGUAGGUUUCUUAGAGAUAUUUUUAAUUAGUUUCCAAUCACAGCGGCGAACGAACUAACGACGCGGCAGCUGUCGCGCGAAUUUCAAACUCGUUCAGCAUCUCGAAUCUGUACGGUGAUUGAUUUUUCUUUUCUUUGCCGCUCCGUUCGCGAACGACAGAUCGAUGAGUCCAUUGUGCAGAGAAUAACACGAUUCUCCUUUCUAUCUUAUUUUUUCUCUUUGAUUUUCGUUUGGCGAUCCUGUUGUCCAUUGAGCCGAACGCGCCACGGCUCGAUCGUGAUUGUUCGACGUUUUAGGUACCAUUUAACACGCGUUUCUAAAUUAGGUUCCAUCGACUAUGAACAUUCGUCUGGCGUCUAGUUUUAGUCGCGAGAGUCGCGGGUACGUCUCUGAGGGUUUUUCUUCGAAAUUGAUCGAAGUAAGGCGGCGAGAUUCAUGAAAAACUACGGAUACCUUAAUUACCUCAAGUUAUUAAUUAAAUUAUUAGAAGGCGCGUUGUGUAUCGUCCAUCGGGUUGUACAAGAUGUUGGUCAAAGUUUGAUCGACGUGCCCGCGGGGUCGAGCGUUUUUCUCGUUUUCCAGCCCGGUUAUUUUCAGGCGCAGAGACGUGGAAAGAGCGAGGGUAUGAAUGGGAGCAGAACGAACGAGAGCGAAAGACGUUAGAGCGAUUCGAUGCACGACGAGAAUGCAGCGUGAGAGAGGGUUGAACGUUAAAUGGAGAGAUAAAGAGAAUAGUAAAAAAAAGAAAAGAAAAAAAAUACUGAAAAGAGGAGAAAGAAAAAGAAGCAUUUAACCGAAUCGCGCCACUUGUCUAUCGACAGAACGCGACCUUAUCGAAAGACGUACAAAGUGAGAAAGAUGGAGAGGAAAAAAAGAUAAUAUUAACGCGAACGUGGAACCGGAAGGGCGUCGUUCCAUGAUCCGGGGAAACUGAAUCGAGACGACAAGCAAGGAAGACGCGAUUGGUUAUACAUAAUCCUCCCCCUGUGGAAAAAAUCCUUUCGGUUUCGCGUGUGUCGAGCCCCGAUUAAGUUUGACAGAUUAUAAAUCUCACUCCCUCCCUUUUUGCAAACGCUGAUUCAGAGGCCACUGUUUUUUCCACGCCCAACACGACGAUGAAAAGAGAACGAUGAGCGAGAGUGAAAGAAAGAGAAAGAGAGAGAGAGAGAGAGCGAGAGAGAAAGAGAGCGCGCGUAUUAGGGAAAAUGAAGAAGAUAAAAAAAGAUUGAUUAUGCCAUGGAGAUCUCCUGUAAUUGAUGCGUGUAAUUUAAAAUGUACAUUGCCCAAAAAUAUGGUGUUGUUAUAAUACUGAAACGUGUUACGGACGACGAAGAAAUUUUAUCGAGUGCGCUACUGGAGAGCGAUUUUGUUUUUUCUCGCGGACGGCGUUUACGUUGACCCUGUUCUUCGCGCCUUGUCUCUCGACGCGAUUAUAAUAAUCCUACCGUUGAUCCUUACAAAAAACAAAAAAAGAAAAAAGAAAAAGAAAAAAAAAGAGAAAAAAAGCGAGAAAGAAAGAAAGUUUAUUAUCGAAAUAACGAGGGCUUAGGAAAAGUAGAAAGAAGAGAGGAUUAAAAAGAAAAAAAAAAAUAAAGAAAGUGGGAAGACAGAGAAGAGAGAUCGAAAGAUGAAAAGCGGAAGGUUUUUUUACUUCUAGAGAGAUUACACUACGUACCUAUUCGAAACAAGCCACACACCCCCUCUUUCGUCCAGUCACGGACGUGUCCCAGCGAAAAGAAAUCUUUGGCGCGUUUUUUAGAGAAAGAUUUUUAUAUCGAGAGGUUGAUCGGGAGGCAAGGCCGACGAUCGCCGACCACGCAAAUAAUACACACACCGGCUGUCUUUCACACUCUAAGAAAGAACCGGGCUCCCAGCGAAUCGAGCGGGAUCUACGAUUUUUCACGGUGAACUGACGGAAUAUGUCGUACGGUGGUGGAAGCGUGUAUAUCGGGUGCCAAAUCACGUUGAACGGGUUGCUGUUGGAAAUAUCACUUUUCGAAGCUAUUGCGAACAACUUCUUGAACCUACAGUCCAAAUUUGCUCAACCACAAAAAGGAAAAACGUAUAUCGAGCAUUCUCUUCUUUGGCCCUCUAACGAAUAUAUAUAUAUGUGUAUAUCGUGAAGGCAAUUUCUCAAGAAGCUGGUGUUUCCCCUCUGUAGACGAAUCUCGGAAGGAGCUCGGAAAGACCUGAAAGUUCACUAAUCCUGGGAGCCCGGCCAUUAUCGAGUCGAUUGGAGAUAGGUUGGCUAAGGUACAAAUGUACAUAGGAACAUAAUGUUGUUAUUUAACCUAUAACACCUGCUUCUCGUUUGCUUUCUCUUGUUUUAAAAUUUAAAAAAAAAAAAAAAGAGAGAUCAUAUAAGCUAUAACUUUCAAAAAAUGAUCAAAGGUAUCGACAUAUUGUACAAUAUACCUUUUACACGAAGAGAACGAAAUGAAAUAAAAAUAAAGGAAAUAAUUAAAAAGCUUAAAAAUUCAGAGGACAGAGGUUUCGACAUUUCGCGGUUUCUUCUAAGAACGAGAUGGAGCAAACGAAUGAAAACUCAAAACAGAAAAAAGAGAGACGGAGACAGAGAGAAAGAGAGAGAAAGGUGGAUAUGCAAAUCGAUAUCGCGGAUGGAGGAUCGAUAAGUUAAUCGACGUGUAGCUGCGUAGACAAUUGGUUCACGGCUCUUCGCGUUUCACCUUGGUUCCGUUCGUUCGUUAGAAUCGAAUCGUCGUUGGUCCUCCCAGUUUCCAUUUAUUCCCUUUCAUCCGUGUCUUCGUUUCGUUUCAAGCACCGCGCGCGGAUGGCCCGGUUUUUACGAGCCGUGAUCCAAUCGAUCGCAAGGAGAGAGCAAGAGAGCGAAUGAGUCUCGUUAUGGUGGGAAUGAAAGCAACGAAAAAUUCCAUAGAGAAGAGAGAACGAAAGAACACAGAAAAUACAUAUACACGUACAGAUACAUAAACUCGUACACGGCUUCUAUUACUCGUCGCGAACGACGGUUCGAUUUUCGCUUCGUUUUCGUUUUCCAUUCUCUGCGUUAUGGCGUCUUCAUCUAGAUUCUCUCGACUCAGGACUAGUGACUGGCGUUCGAUUUUUACCCUCGUGCCACCGUUCCGCGCUAAUGUCCCCCUCGAGUGUCUUCUGGAAGCUCGACGUAUUUAAAAAGGGAGAAAAUCUUCGAAUACAAACUCUUCCAUCGAGAAUGAGAUUUCUUUGAAAUCCACGACUCCAAGACUCUACAACGGUUCUUGUAUUCUGUUACACGGAUACAACGACGCAAGGAUAUUCUCGCUUUUUUGUUUUUUUUCUUUGAAAGUUUGCUUUUCACCAAUGGACACUCGAGGAACGUGACGAAGGUGCGGUGAAGCACGAGCAAGAAAAGCAAAGAGAUAUUUGGAUGAAGCAAGAUAAUGGAUACGCGCGUGCAACGAUCGUAAUUAAGCUUUCACAGUGGAGACGCGUAAUUAAUCGUUAGUUGGUAGGCCGCCCCGAAGUAUCGAAACCCGUUUACAGGCAAUUUCCUCAAGGGGUAAACCAAUGUGUCUGAAUGGCGUGUGGAUGUGCUAUAAUCACCUACUACUCCCUUCCCCUACGUACAUUUAAUCGCGUUUUACUCUGUGUGUGUAUACAUAUAGUCUUACGUAUAUACAUGUAUGUAAUCGUGUGUAUCGCUAACCAAUUCCCUUGUUAGUAGUACUUUCCUCUGCCGUGUCUCUAAGUAUAGUCCUCUCGGCAGAGUUCUUCGCACCAACGUAGAGAAAUACUCUGAAAAUUCUCUCCUCGAUCGUGAUCGAUGUUUUCGAUGAUAAUUCGUCGUUUGUUCUUAAUCGUAGAGCCGUAGAAUCGCAAUAAAGUAGCAGAGUCGAAGCGGAGAGAAUAAAUAUCGAAGAGAACAUCGAUUUUUUCUUCGAAUCGGCGAUCGAAGAUUCGAAGCGUGAAGCUGACACGAGCGAAAUUUUCAGAGUGAAGACGAAGCACCAAGCGUAAGCUUGCACGUGUGUAUUUGUAAUACGGUUUUUCCAGCGUAUACGUCACGACACCUUGCGUGUGUAAGACUGCGACAUACAUUUUGCACUCGGUUGUAAGAGAAAGAGAGAGAAAGAGAGGCGACAGUGCGGAAAUAUCACCGUGGAAUAUCGACACCAAUUCAGCGACGUGUAUUUUUUGUUUCCUUUCGGUAGUUCCGUUUUUACGCGCGCGGAUAGUCGCGUGGAUCCGAACAGCGAGCUCGUUUCAUAGGAUACUCGGCGUUUUUCUAUCGGUCAUUGAGUAAAGUCAUUUGAAAGAAUACGACGAUGGACAGAAAAAGUAAAGAGAGAAGCGAGAGGCCGGAGAGUCUUCCGCGUGAAAACGAUAAGCAAUCUCCUUUUUUUAUAUCGGUGAGAAAAAAUUGUAAUAAUUACCGUAAUCUACGUGUCGUGUUUAGGGUAGUCUUUUUUAUACGUAUUUCGAAAAGAAACAAGAAUCGUCGAAUCGAAUAAUCGAUAAAUGACACCGCGUGUGAUCGAGGAUCUCGUAACGAUUUUUGGUUACAGUGAAUCGUAAUUCGAAGUGGGGGCAUUUUUAUUCGGCUGUGUUUAUUAAGCGGGGGGUUAAGAAAAGGAAAUUCUGAGAGAAAAGUAAAAAAGAAAAAAAAAAAAAGAAACGAAAAAAACUUCGCGUACUAUUCGGAUAAGGCUUUCGAAAUUUAGAUGAAUAAUUUUUGUACCCUAUUUUUUUAAGCGAUCGCCGAGGCGAUCAGGAAACGAGAUCGGGCAAAAAGGGUCGUACGUUCUUUAAAACGCGCUAGGAUUUAUAGCUCGUGUUAAGUUUAGUUUAAGCGUAUAACCGCGUCGCGUAACAUAAAUUAGUAGCUGUUGACAAGAGGAGAAAGAGAAAGAGAUACGAAUGAAAAAGAAGAUUGGAAACUUGACAAGGAGGGAGGAAAAAAGAUAAACAUCUUCUUAAAAAGAAGUUAAAAGACACGCCACAGGAAAGCAGAAGAAGAAGAGGAAGAGGAAGAAGAAGACGAGAAAGAUGCUUUCGAGAUCUUUCGAGAAAAACUUUGAUCGAGGUGUUCGCCUCUGUUUAGCCCUUUCACACGUGCGAUCGAACUUUUCGAUUCGUCCGCGUGACGAGGAUGAGAAGGAGGUUCCCUUUGAAACGGAAAAGGGUGGCGAAGAGGAGAAACGACCAUCGAAUUCGCGUAUUUCUUCAAGAAAUUAGAAACAGUUAACACGCUUACGCUCCUCGAGUCGAAUAACUCACCGAAUUCAUUCUGAAAUUGAACGAAGGAUAAUACGAAAACAAGCACAAUGCGUAUUUCGUGGCGAGAAAAAGAGAGAGAGAGAGAGAGAGUGAGAGAGAGAAAGAGAGGGAGAGAGAGUGAGAGAGAAAGAAGAAUGAAGUUGAACGAAUUCUGUGGAAAAACGAGUACCAAUCGCGAAGCCCGCGUUUUCUUCUAGUUGUAUAAUUCUUCUAACGCGUGUUUAGCUUGUACUAAUUAAUUCGUUAAUUAAUGUCGAUUGUAAAGUAACGUGAAGGCCGGAAGGAGGGGAAUGACCGAUCGGAGGGCAUAUAGAAAGGAAUGGAAAAACGGAUCUAAAAUCAGGAAAAUGGAAGAGUGGCGAAGGAGGAAAAAAAUGUUUAAAAAAACGAGUAAUAAGGAAUCAUAGUAAAACACAAGCAUUCUUGUGCAUUGCGAAAGCAACAAAAUAAUCAAUGCUGGUAGUGCGGACCAAACGGGACAACUGACAGAGGGUGCUUCAAAGCAAGGAUAACGAAGAGGAAAGAAAGUGAAGGAGAAAAAGGGAUAAAAUGGGACGAAGACUUGUCGAGGCAUGGGAAAUUGAGGAAAUUGAGAAGAGGAGGGAAAGAAAGAGAGAUGCGAGAUUCGUAAAAUUGCCGCUCCAUCGGAAAUCAACGUCUAGAAGACUCGUUCGUAGUGGUUAAAAAAAGAAAACAUUUUUCCACGAAGCGUGUGUUUCUCUCGAGCGAUUUUCACGAAAAUAUUCUAACGAGUCGUUUCAAUUUAGUCCCGUUGCCUCUACUGUCCUCUUUCUUUCGUCGUCAAAACUUUUUCAUACUAUCGACGUAUUCAAGUAUCGAGUAAAGAUUUCGAUUUUUAAACCGGAUGAAACGACUCGAGAGAAAAAGACGCUUCGGAGAUCCAUGAUUGGCUACGUGGUAUUCGAAAGCGAUACACCAUUCUUAACGUUUAAGGCUUGUACGAAAUUCUUCUAUCGGACUCAGUGCGUUUGUCUGUCAGGGUAAGCUCGCUGUCUCGUUGACGGGAAUAUUUCUGUAUCGAUGUACGUGAAAUGUAUAAGGAAGAACGCGGUCAUUCGUCGUACGAAACUUCUCCCUUCAGAGAUUAGGAUGUCUCGCGUAUUUCUUUUAAACGUUUGUUUUUUUUUUUUUUUGUUAAAUUCAAUCGUCUGACUCUUUAGAACAGAUCGCUUUUUAUUUAUAAUGUGCUCAAGACGGUGAUAAACGAUGAAGCAGCGCCGAAAGAAUCUAUCGCGGUUCGUUUCUUUCUUUUAGAUUCUCGUUAAGGAGAAAAAUGGAAUAAAGAACGUUAACAUUUUCUGGUAUUCGUAAAGGAGAAAUUUGAUCGAAUCGUUGGUUUAAACGCGAUAAACGGUCGGAUAUGUAAGAAAGAAAGAUGAAAUUUACGCGAGACUUUGCCAAGGAAAUGUUCGACGAAGGAAGAAGCAAUCGUAACGACGUUUCGAUCGAUUAUCCUUCGAACUAACGCGCGUUCGAUAUAUAAUGCAAUAUAUACACGCAGUUAAUUGUAUUAAGACGUACGUAACUAUAAUCGCUAUUUGCUGUUUCGAUCGUAGAGAUUAGACGAGAUAUAUCCCACCUGCCUGUAUCGCCCGCGCAACCUUCGCGAAGAUGAUAAUCCUUUCUCGAGGAGGAAGAGAAGAGCCCAGGCGCUUCUAAGCGGCGAGACUCGUGUAUACAUAACUCGUAGGUUACCCUUUGCUCGUAGUAAUUAAAUACUCGAUCGAAGCUAUCCCCCAUUUCUUCGUGUAGCUUGCGAAUAGCUGAAAAACCUCGGCGCGUUCACGUCGCGAUAAAUCAAUCAGCGAUGAAAAGAGAAAGAAAUCGUCCGAUCGAUCGUUGCUUGGAAUUAAAGAACGAGUCGAAGCGAUUUAAUCGAGCGAAAAGAUUUUAUUCCUGAAAGGAGCAGUGAAAGACGAGAACGACUUGAAUGCGCCGCCGCGGUGAUCAGCGAUCUCGAAUGAGUGGCGAAUGAGUGUGAAAAACGAAAGGAUCUUAACCCAUCGGUGAAUUUGCAGCCCGCCAAGAAUAAAAUACAAAGGAGAAGAAUGGUAUACACUGGUUCACGAAAGUCUUUGAUCAUUCACCGUAAAACUUUUUACGUCUAUAUCGCGUGUGUUACGCACGACAUUUUAAAAUUUCAUUGCCAUCGUUGCGACGAUGUUGGCAAAGCUCGAGACCAAUUUGAACGAUGUAUAUAAAAAUUACGAAAUAUUUAUUGCAAACGUACGUUUCGUGGAAAAUUAGUAUUCGAAUACUUUCGUGUACCCGUGUAUACGUAUAGAAAGCUCCGUUGACGAAAUCGUAUUCCGGAAGCCCUUGUCCGAACGAAUUCUCGUUGGCCAAUGGACCAACGCUAUAGCUUUCCUUUCCGUUCCACCGCGUUCUACACCUUUUUUUCGACACGGGAGAACAAAGAGGGAGAAAGAGAGGAGAAAGAAAAGAUAUGGUGACGAUGGCGAGCGAAAGAGUGAAGGGAAACGAAAUCCGAUGCCCGUUGGUCGCCGACCACGAGGAGAGAAACAUCGACUCGAGCCACUUUGUGUAAAACGCUGCCUCCGGUUCAAGAGUGACGAUCAUUGCAUUACAAAUGAAGAACGUCGGAGAAAGAGACACGAGUCGCAAGGACGGAAGCUGCGAGCCGGAAAACAGAAGGGGGACAUAUACCUUUAUUUUGAAUCGUUGCUUCGAGGAGCGUUCGUCCAUCCUUCCUCGACACUAUUUAAUUUAAUUGGCAGACGUCUCGAGUGCUGUGCAAAUGGAGAAAAAGGAAAAAAAAAAGAAAGAAAAAGGAAAAAAAAAGUAAAAGAGAAAAGGAAGAGCCUGGACUCGCGAGCAGAGGGAACAAAGACUAGCUGUUUUCCUUUUUAUCGCGAAGAACGGAAACGGAGAAGCGAAAAAAGGGAUUCGUCCGUUUAUACGGCAGGACAAUGAAUAAAAGAAUAUGCCGGUCCGCGAUUGUGAGCUUUAAUUGAACGCCACGUUCUUGCAACGAUGGUCCUCGUUCUUCGUGGUCGGCCGUGGCAACGGAGGAGCGUUUCGUUUGGUCGACCUGGCUGUCUCCCGCUCGAUGAAUUCGGAGCUAAUUUACCGAUAUUCGAGCGGUUCGAAGUGGAUAUCGACGAGUUGAAAAAUCUGGCAGAGCUACCGCGUCGAUCGAUUAUCGUUUAUCGAUGAGAGGAUUCGCGGUGAAAAUUGCUCGGAAUUCGAUGGCGAGAGACAGAGUCCGAGGUCUUCUCUAUACCUCCCCUAUGAGAGUACAAAUUUUUCUAACAAAAGUAAUUAUAUUCGAGCGACGAAUGGAAUAUUGACGCAAGGAGGCAGCAACAAGGAAGACGACGCGAGACAGAAGAGAGAAACGAGUGACCGUCAGAUCGAUCGUAGAUUAGUGUAAAUGAGAAUUUGCGUGUGUGAGUUUACGAGAAAGGGCGGAGGAAAUCGGUAUGCUUGCUCGAGCGAAAAAUAAUACGGCGUGAGAGAGCGAAAGAAACGUGAGAAUGCGCAACGAGAAAAGGAAAAGGUAAUAUUAAGAGGAAGAGAGUAAACGUUUAACGAUGUUUUCCCCUGGUGGUAUGAGUAUAUUACGACGAUCUAAAAUUAACAAAUGAUCUAUUAUAUUAUAUGGUGUAUGUACCGUAUACUUAUCUAGAGUUAGGUCUCAUUUCUAACGUGUUACGUAUUAAACGAGGUACGAUACGUAUAACAUAUAUUAUUGUAUACACUUAACGAGCAUACGCAUACCUGUACGUUAACGAUCUAGACUGCCAUUAGCACUUAAGGCGCGGCUUCGCCCGAUUUAUCUCGAUUUAGCCCGAAUUCUCUCAGGUAUGGCGUCCCAGGGAUUGCUCGUUACGCGCGCCAUGGGAACCGAGUUUCUUCCAACUUGCAUACGGCGUUCUAUUCGAAACCAAAGACUGCGAAAAUCAUCCGAAAUGUCAGAAAUUGUUCGAUCUGUAACGUUUUAUCGAAACCGAUGUGUCGGGACCGCGAGGACAUCAGAAUAUCGAGAAAUUGGGAUUUCCCUGGUCACGAUUCGAACUCGAAGAAGAAUCCCACGACGAUGUCCCGAGGCGAAGUAAAAAGUCUAGCGACGACGCUCUCGAGAAAGCGAGGAGAGAGGUCAAGCGGCUGGAAAUAUCGAAAACUUGAACCCAACUCGAAGGUUUCCAGGGCCAACGUAAUUCUCAAUCCCUGCGACGUACGAAGCAAGUUUCGAACGUCUUCGUCCCCCACGGUUUGGCAAACGAAAAAAAAGAAAGAUAAAAAGAAAGAAAGAUAAGAAAAAAGAGGAAAAAAGAAACAACCACGGGGGAAGAGAUACGAUGGUAGCCGGUUUCGCGAAAUUCUCUCGAAACGAUCUACCAGGCUAGUGUCUUAAGUGAGAUUGGUACACGGUAAUGUCGCCGCGGAUAGAAGGAAGGACAGUGUGCAUCGAAACGACAGGAUGGUCUAUAGUCGUGUGUAUAGGAAAAGCAAGCUUCGAGGAUGACGAACUCGAUAAUCGUAGCUAGAAUUCGGUGUGUCUAUUUGCAUGCAGUUCCGCUCCGUAGGGAUAUAAAAACACGAACGUUUCCGAUUUUUAAUCUUGCUCUAUCUAUUCGGAAAUGAACGCUCUGUUCUCUAUAGGCGAGCGUUUUUCUAUAGGUGUGUCUCCUUUUCGCCUGCUCGGGGCGUAUUAUUCUCACGAGAGUCUGUAAAUAGUUCUUAUUAACUACACGCGUAAUCGUACGAACUUUAACGAUAUACGAUUAAUCAACAAGCAAACAACACACGUACACGUACAUUCAUUCAUGCAUCAGUUGUUCAUAUACGCAUCAAUCAACGUCUACUUUACUGACCGACAAUUUUUAACCAAUUGCGAUUCCCUUUUCACACCGAUACAGUUGCAGAAUCACGAGUAAUCCCGUGCGACUUGCUCGGUCGUAUUUUCUACCAAUUUAGCAAUAAAACGAAUGAAAGCAAAAGAAACAAACGUGGACGCGUAGUUUGUCUUUCGAGCAAAUUCUCGCUGUAUCGAGGAAGCAGAGCGAAAAGCCGUCUGGCCUGAUCAAACUCCGAAAACGCAAAAUUUUUCGUAUAAUUGUUUUCGUUGGAGCAGCAAGACAGUCGACGAUGCGAAUGUGUACUCUUGCUGCAUCUUAUUUCGACGAAAUCGCGGCUCUCGGUCAAAUAAAAUGAGAAACACGAAGGACGCUUUGAUCACAAUGUGGCGAAUAAACUCUAACCUCGUGAGCGGGCACGAAGACUCGAGGGACAGCUUGCGGUGGUCCACGCGCCCAACUGCCGACCAAUAAGACUCGAGAAACAUAAUUGUUCCAGCCUUCGAUUUUUAUGACGCGUUUUUUCGACGCCUUUUUAUAUCUCCGAUUUAUCAGACUGAUCUUUAGUAGAUGAGCUAAAUAAUCGUAGAAAAAUAUGUCGAAGGGCAGGUCGUUUGGAUCAAGAAUCGUGUGAAAGUGAAAUUAAUGAAUUCUAAUAAUACUUCGUGAUUUUAUAUAACGAGGAAAAUAUGCUUGCUCGACCGACGAUGUAUUUAUUAAUUAAAGAGAAACAAAAUUACGACGAAGGAAAUUGACGUAUUGCGGCGAACAACGUUCGCCCGACCGCUCCAUAUCCGAACGUUCAAGAAUUCCUUGAUAGUUCGAAUAUCCGUAUGAAUUUACUCGAGAGUCGGGCGGACGAUCGACGUCGCGUGUAAAGAGACUACGUAUACACUCGUAUAUGAAAUAUAUUUUUGAUAAAAAUCUAUUCAAAAGUGCUCUAAAAAACAACCAAAAAAAAAGGGAGGGGGAAGAGAAGAAUAGAAUAACAAAGGAGAAUUUCGAUGGUAGAAGAUAGGAAACGGUAGAAGUAGAAGCGUAGUGGUAGAAAAUAUGGCAGAGAUAGAUGUAAUUAGCGUUAGGAGUCGCGUCGUCUGUCGAGCAUAAUAUCCCGAAGAGGGAAAUUUGUAAAAUUUUCUAUACAAAGAAAUUGGAACUUCGAUUGGAACAUUUUGCGCGCAACGUUCUUGAUCGACGAUCACUUCGUGUAAAUCCAGUUCGAUAUAUAUUCUGUCUAAAAAGUCGACUGAGCUUUCGAUAAAGGGAAUAUUCAGGUAUUAACUUUACUACACGUGGUAUCCACGUUGGCCAUUUUUCGGAAAAGCACCGGUACACAACGCUAAAACCAGAUAGGAAACUUCUUUAGGCUCGAGAUCUUGGACAAAUUUUCAACGUGUUUUUUCUUUUGUCCGCUCCUGCAAUCGAUCUCAUUGAGAGUUCAGGUAGCGGCGCUAGUGGAACUUGAAUCGCUUUGAAUCCUAUUCGGAUGCAUAUUUUCUAGAUAAACACUUAAGAUAGACAAUUUCCAUGAAUAAUGGAAUUUGCAACAAAUCCUAUUUAUCUACAUUCAGCAAUAUUUAUCCUUAUUACAGUCCAAUUAUCCCUUUUACCUCGAUACAGAGGAAUUUAUAACGAACGAUUUUACCACAACAUUCUUUGAUACUGAUAUUAAUCGCAUCGUAAUUUCAUCUUAUUCGGAAUCGAAUUUCUCGGAAGAUAAACCGAUUGACUUCACCUUUAAUAAAUUCGUCAACUUUAUCAAGUGCCACUUUGAAAAAAGAGAGAGAGAGAAAAGAAGCAACACCGUGCUGCUAUCUUUCAUCGUUUUACUCGAUAGAACAGAGUAAAUUUUAAGAUAAUUUUUAAAGAGUAUUUGUAACGUAAAAGUCCACGAACGUUUAUGACGUCUAUCGAUCGGUAUAUCUUCCGAAUGACUCGAUUAACGAAACGUUUCACUAAAUAAUUAGCAAUUAAAACACACCGGAGGGUGUCGUAAAAUCAUCUUUACCGAUCUCGACAGCUUCAUAGUAGUUGCAAACGGUCAUAGUCUGUCAAUGUUUCGAUCAAUUCACCAUCGACAAUUGUGAGAAUGCUCUGUUCUCAUUCACCGCGAAUAUUCGACGGUUAUCGCACAACAUCCGGAUAACAGUGAUCGUUAUCCUGCCUGUGAAACGCGUACUUUCGUUUUCACAGCGACGAACAUCCGUCGAUCGCGGUGAAGACGAGAAAAAGAAAUAGCAAAGAAAAGCGUGAAAUAAAAGGAGAGCAAAACAAAGCGGUAUAUGUUAGAAAGAAAGAAAACUAUUAUGUAGCGUACACAGUGAAAAACGUACACACACGCAUAACCGGCGACGGUUUCCGGGGCGCUUCGAGAGCCUCGGCCGUCUCUCUCAGCCGAGACGCAACCCUAUUAUUAUCAUUCUAUCGUUAGAGUAUAAGAGUUGAUAUUUAAGAAUUCGUAUUGUAAUAAUUGUAUGCGAACUAUAUUUGUUUGGUUGGCUUGAGGGCGAGAGUCUAACUCGGGUGUUAUUAGAUACUACGCUGUACCUUUAGCUGGCGGGCGAUCGGUGACCGGUUACUAGAUAUUUCGAACUUUUACUAUCUUCGGAAGAAGAACGAUGAUUUUCGAUCUCGCGAAACAACAACAGACAACGAUUUCUGCGUUACUCGUAUCUUAAAAAGAUUUCCAGCUUCCUUUGUAAAUUUUGUAAAUUUUGUAAAGAAAUUUCAAGCUUAUUUGAUUUAAAUUUUGAUUCGAACAAAGAACGAUUUCUAUGUUACUUUGAGGGUGGAAAUAAACACUUUGCAUAAGGGAAAUUAUGCUCAAGAAAAUAGUAGUUUCUAUCAUCUACGUAUGUACAUUUAUAUCGGUGUAUUAAUAUAUACUUGUACUUUAUAAUAUUUUCAAGCGUGAUAUCUUCUCAGAAAGAAUCGUCCAAGUGACUACUUGGAAAAGCAAAAUUACGAGAAAUCCUUCGAGCCGCAUUGCAUAUUCGUUUGCUCGGUUGUACAACGUUUGAUUUCUUUCGAAGAAUAGAACAUACAGAAAUAUGUUCGAAUACAAAAUUCAUGCUUAAUAAUUGUACGCAUCGGUUUACGUUAACCAAAAAAAAUUUGUUAUUUCGGAUGCAAAGGAUUAAACUUCAAAUAAAGAAAUUUUACAUUUACAGAGAAAUUAUGUUCAACUAUAACCUUGUGUAAUUAAGAAAUAUCGCGAGACCAAUCGUCGUAUCAAGGGACGACUAAGAUCUUCGUCUAUGAAGCGUGUAAAGCUCAGCUGGCGUAACGGAAUAUGGCGUGAAAUAUCGAUGACGAGUAUCGAAUCGUAGCUGGAAGCUUGUAAAGGGGACGAACGUGCUCUCGACGCGACGCGAAAAAAGGGUUCUCGAGAGGAAUUGCUUCGUCGAUGGUGCAUUCUCGACGCUGGGCGUUGGAAUCGUUCGCGAAGAAUUCGCUCGCGAUUAAAGAAACGGGAAAGGGUCGUGUAAAACCGAGGGAUUAAGAAAGCAGCAGCCACGGUCGAACACUGUUUCGCAUUGCUGGAAACCGUCGAGGAUACGUUCUCUCCGACAGGAAGAGGGCGAACGGGUUGAUCCACGGCGGUUGAAUAUCGUGGGUCGUCGAGUGAGAAUGAAAAGAAAAGAGAAAAGAUUGUAUGAAGAAAGAAAAGGAAGCGAAUCAAACCGGUGCGCCCGCCAGCGAUUUCGAGGGGGAAGAUAGACGCACGAAGAAGCGGAAAGUAACGAAGGAUGAUUUACGGUUGAAAAAGAUAUAUUAUCGAUAAACUGUGUCGAUCGAGAGGUAGUGCUUAACACGUGUUAGGGUCGUUUCUUCGAGAAAGAGAGGAAGAGUAAACCGGGAGAGAAUCGUUUAAAGUGACAAAAAUUUACAAAAUAGAAUAAAAGAAGAGAAGUAACGUGAGAAUGUGAGGGAGGGAGGGGAUUACAAAUUCGAGAAUAAAAAGUGUCGUGAGAAACUUAAGCGUAUCGGGGACGUACAAAAUAAAAUAUAAGCGAAGGCCUAUUGGAUGCGUUGAAUGGUUGGAACGUGUAGUAACGGCGGGGAGAGAGGUUUCUCGAAGAAACGACUCGCCUUUAGUCUUUUAAUAUUUUACUCGAGGACGUUGCCGACGGUUAGACUGGCCAUUGACCCGAAUUUUCAGGGAUAGAUCAAGGGUCAAGGUCACCAGAGAGAGAGAGAGAGAGUGAGAGAGAGUAAGAAAGAGACAGAGAGAAAGAGAGAGAGAGAGAGAGAGAGAGGAAAGGAACCUCCCUUACUUUUUAACACCGUCGUCAUCGUCGCGCUAAAUACGAGUUCGCGUUAAUUAAUCGAUGCUCUUAAACAGAGCGGAGGACACGGUCAAUAUGGUCCUGGCAGUUUUAUUUUCGGGCUUACGCGUUGUCCGUCUCGCGUUUCAUCCCCUUGGUGGUUCGAUCGAACAUUGGGAUAUUGCUUUCCCUUUCUUCUUUCCCUUCCAAUCUUCUCGUGUUUUUUUCUUCUCUCCUCUCCUGUCUGUCCUUGUAUUAUUAUUAUUAUUAUUAUUGUUAUUAUUAUUUCUCUCCUUCUAACGUAUCCGUACAUUGUAUCUUCGAUCGACGAGUCGCGAAGGGGUGGAAACCAGCGAGAAGGACGUCGACGAAGUACGCUCUAAACGAGUGCGUUCGUAAGCAUUAAGACAAAACGCAUCGCGGAAUUACGCCGCGCGCGCGCCUAGGUUUAAUGGAAAUAAGUAAUAAAUGGAAAGCAAAAUGUCGAAAGAAUAAGAAACGUGAGAGUGAGAGAGUAUUAUGAGGGAUGCGCGAGAGGAGAGAAGCGAGAAAUAUUAAAGCGAUGAGAUUAUGGGUUAUGCGAGACGCGAAGAGAACAGAAUGCAAGGAAAUUAUCGCGAAACGGCAAUUUAUUAGAAAAAGAAACAAAGCGUUUUAGAAAGAAAAGGAGAAGACAGAAGCACACAUAAAAUAAAAUAAAAAGAAAGAAAGAAAA